Molecule: messenger RNA, 1200 nt
Organism: Debaryomyces hansenii CBS767
Lineage: Eukaryota; Fungi; Ascomycota; Pichiomycetes; Serinales; Debaryomycetaceae
Gene: MAF1
Product: RNA polymerase III-inhibiting protein
Exons: 2
Coding region: 1-1200 (399 amino acids)
Biological process (GO): negative regulation of transcription by RNA polymerase III
Cellular component (GO): nucleus
Molecular function (GO): RNA polymerase III core binding
Source: RefSeq, a predicted model, not a curated record
AUGAAGUUUAUAGAUGAAGUGGAUAUUGAAUUGGUCAAUCAGGAAUUGAACUUUCAGUCUCAAGAUAAUAAUUUGGUGAUAAAAGGUGGAUGUGACUUAUUUACGACCAAACCAAUUGGGUCGGACAGAAAACUAUUCAAAACGAUAGACAAGCACUUGGACCAGAUAAUGGAGGAUAACCAAUUGUCACAAUCACUCGAGCGUGAACUUCAGAAUUCAAAUAACCCUUUGUUUGGAAGUAGCGCAUCGCCCACAUCCACUGGAAACAAUAUUAACCAAGCGAUGAUGGGACGUCGGGGUAGUUAUAUUGAUAUAGCGGAACGAGAAAGGCGUGUUAGUGGCUCCCUGAUAAAUUUCAGUAAAGGUUCGUUAUCGUCGUCGCAGAAUAUGAAUUCGAAUCUUUCAAAAUCUCUCAGUGGUUCUGUUGAAAAUAAUUCCAAUGUUGAUGAAUCGCCAUUCGGGCCUUUAAAGAACGUAACCACCAGGAAAACAUUCGCCUAUUUAAUUGCUAUUUUGAAUAGUACUUAUCCGGAUCAUGACUUUUCAAACUUGCAACCUACGACGGAAAAUUUUCACAAAAUUGCGUCGGCUGAGGAUCUAAUCCAUAGAUUCAACAACAUUAUGGUCUCGCUUGGUAAGAAAGAAGAUUUGCUAAACUGGAUAUGGGAUACAGUGAAUGUGUAUAUGGAUUUUAUACCCUCAAAAUUGCCAACCCCGAAUGAGUCCAGACACAAUAGUUUUCUACACACCACUUCGGCUUCUGCUUCGAAGCAUGGAUCAAUAUCUCCAGACAACAAUUCCCCUCCAGUGAACCCUAAUCUUUUUGAAAACUGUCAAAUUUACGAAUUCCAGCCGUCCGACCAAUCAAUUUUGGAAGAUUUGAAUUAUCCGUAUCAAACUAUGUGGUCCUAUUACUGGUUUAUAUAUAAUAAGAAGAAGAAGAGAGUUUCGUUCAUUUAUUUGACGGCGCUUAAUAAGAUUCACUACUCAAAGGUCAAUGGCAACAGAAAUCCAUCUACAAGUAGAGAUGACAAUAAUGCUAAUAUUGGUGAAACAAACAGUAAUAAGGAUGGUGAAGAAGAUGACGAUGUUGACGUCGAAGAUGAUAUGUACAUGGAUGAAUACAUCGAUGAUGAAGCGUUGAUUGACGAUGACGACUAUGAAAUGGAAAAUGACGUUGUCGGUGACAUGGAAAUUUGA